AUGGUUAAAGUGCUGUUUUACGGAAAACUGGCGCAGCCUGUUGAAGAAUUCGAUUGUGCUGCCUUGAUUGUCCUUCUUCUGAUGGUCAUGUCGCGACUGCACAAACUAAAAACCGGUUCGGGACUGUUAGUCACGCACGCAUUAUUAACCGACCUGAGCUUUUGCCUCGUUCUUAAUCCCGUCAUUAACAUCCCGAUUUAUUUGACGCAAAUGCGCAUACCGAUGACGUACCAUUGCAUUCUACCAGAUUUCCUGCUCCCGUUUCAUAUCUACCUGGGAAACUGGACGGCCGUGGCGCUGGCCGUUAAUCGGGUCAUCGCCAUUGUUUUCCCGCAUCUGUAUCCACACGUUUCAUCGCAGCGCUUUUCCGUCGGCGUAUUGCUUGUGGUGUGGAGUAUUGCUAUGAGCUGCACCGUUCCGAUUUUCGCCGUUCCCGGGAUGCUGCACGGACAACUGCCGUCCGGUGCCUGUGGACUGUUGCGUCUGCAAGGCGUGACCUUUACGGUGGUGGGAGCCAUUGGCAGCUACCUGCCCAUUAUUUUAUUGGGCAUCAUCUACAUCGGGCUUUUUAUCUAUGCACGUGUGACAAAGACCCAUUAUCGUCGUAAUUCCGCGGAUCGACAGCGCACUAUCUGGCAAAAGCGGCUAGCCAUUGCUAAAGCCCUCUUUUUGUGUUUCGCGUGGUAUACGGUGUGCACACUGCCGCCCUCCGUGUUGGCCAUAUUUUACGGGUUUUGGUGGAAUAAGGAAGUCCGACUGCUGCUGUUUACGCGGGGAGCGCAAAUCAUCGGUUACUCUGCAAGUCCAGUUUUUUUCUUCGCCAUGAAUGCAGAUUAUCGGGCGGCGCUGAAGAACUAUUUAUGUAUUCAUAAACCGCAUGGAGGAAAAGUCCGAGCAGUCAACAGCAGCACAAAGGCUCACCAAAGUUUCAAGCCCUACUCCCUGGGAGGCGUAAUAUAA
This is a messenger RNA of Paramacrobiotus metropolitanus, 960 nucleotides long. Its product is annotated as neuromedin-U receptor 2-like. Gene Ontology annotation, biological process: G protein-coupled receptor signaling pathway. Gene Ontology annotation, molecular function: G protein-coupled receptor activity. The record is from RefSeq and is a predicted model, not a curated record. The transcript has 3 exons. Gene Ontology annotation, cellular component: membrane. Lineage: Eukaryota; Metazoa; Tardigrada; Eutardigrada; Parachela; Macrobiotidae. The coding region runs from base 1 to 960 and encodes 319 amino acids.